GAAAGAGCUCCAUGAUUCCCCAAUUCCUUCUAGAAGAAAACCUGGAGCCCAUUAUGUGCACACAGCCUCGGAGGUUUGCGGUGGUAGCCAUUGCUCAAAGGGUGGCUCAUUCUCGCAAGUCGAUGCUAGGACAAGAAGUUGGAUAUCAUAUAGGCCACCCAAAUAUGAAGAAUCUCACCUCAACAAGGUCAAAAAUUGUUUUCAAAACAGCUGGUGUUAUGCUAGAGCAAAUUCGUCAACACGGCAUUGCUGCAUUGCAAUAUAAGGUUAUUAUUCUUGAUGAAAUUCAUGAACGGUCUGUGGAAUCUGAUCUUGUCCUUGCUAUUAUCAAGCAGUUUAUGAUGGAAAAGAGUGACUUCAAGCUGGUUUUGAUGUCUGCCACUGUUGAUAGCACACGAUAUGUUGAUUACUUUAAAGAUAUUGGAAAGGUUGAACUGAUUACCAUCCCGAGCAUCCCAUGCACUAACACGUUCCAGAGAGAAGUCCAUUAUCUUGAGCAGAUUGAUAACAUGCUGAAGAUGGAUUCUGAAUCACUGUCGACAAAGUAUUGUGUUGGAGAACAUUUUAAAACAGAUGCUGUUCUUAGUCCUGACGUGUAUCAUCUUAUCCACACGUUAUUGUUGCACAUACACCAAAGUGAACCAGAUACUGAAAGGAGUAUUUUGGUUUUUGUUCCUACAUACCAUGCAUUGGAGGAGCAGUGGGCUCGGUUGUCUGGUUGUUCAACUUUGAAAGUACAUAUUCUUCAUCGCAGCAUUGACACAGAUGAAGCUUUGGAAACUAUGAAGGCCUCAGAGUCUUGCCGAAAGCAACUUGUGUAUUCCAAUGUUCUUUAA
Triticum aestivum (bread wheat) is the source of this 836-nucleotide messenger RNA. RefSeq names its product zinc finger CCCH domain-containing protein 4. Lineage: Eukaryota; Viridiplantae; Streptophyta; Magnoliopsida; Poales; Poaceae. The record is from RefSeq and is a predicted model, not a curated record. Gene Ontology annotation, molecular function: helicase activity; ATP binding; RNA binding. Gene Ontology annotation, cellular component: intracellular anatomical structure.